AUGACCCCAGUUCUGCAGAAUGACACAGGACUUAAGGCGCCAGAUGACAGCACAAUUAGUACAUUACUCUGCUGUGGAGAAGCCAUCUCUAGACUGCAGUUAAGUGGUGGUUUUAUAGCCUAUGUUGGGGAGCCGGUGGGGCGGGAGGCUCCGGUGGCGGGCGACACGUUCCGGGCGCCGGAGGGCGAGGGAGGCCGGGCCGUCUCCAGGGCUAUGAGGCCCCCGGGAGGAGAGCCGAGCGAUCGUCCAGAAGCAGCCGCACCUCCACGCAGACCUAACAGGAUGGCAUCUAAUAUUUUUGGACCCACCGAAGAACCUCAGAACAUACCCAAAGGGACCAAGCCCCGUGAGGGGAAAGGAAGUGGUAUAUUUGACGAAUCCACGCCUGUGCAGACUCGACAGCGUCUGAACCCCGCUGGUGGGAAGACCAGUGACAUUUUUGGCUCCCCAGUCGCUGCUGCUUCACCCAUGGCACACCACGAACCCAAGGACCACGUGUUCCUGUGUGAGGGAGAGGACACACCGGACCUCAGAGCCGCGGCCAGCGCCUCCCCCAGACAAGAGCCGGGCGCGCCAGGUGGCCCGGGAGGAGCAGCCCGCGCCCAGCAGCCGGCGCCCGCCAUCGGCAGCCGUGAGCCCAGGCUGCGCCCGAGGCCUCGCUCCCACAACAAAGUCCUGAACCCGCCUGGAGGCAAGUCCAGCGUCUCCUUCUACUGA
Messenger RNA from Balaenoptera musculus (blue whale), 717 nucleotides. Its product is annotated as jupiter microtubule associated homolog 2-like. The record is from RefSeq and is a predicted model, not a curated record. NCBI's taxonomy places the organism in Eukaryota, Metazoa, Chordata, Mammalia, Artiodactyla, Balaenopteridae. Gene Ontology annotation, cellular component: nucleus.